ACGUUCUCGCAGCAGUCAUGCAUUUCUUCUCGCAACAAAAUAGAAUUCGAGCAGCCGUGGCUGCGGCAACCCUGGCCGCUUUUGCACGUCAUGCCAGUGCUCAUUCUUGGGUGGAUCAACUGCGAGUUAUCUCCUCCAAUGGGAGUUUCACAGGUGAUCCAGGUUACAUGCGUGGAUACGGUCCACGUAACGGCGAUGGUCCUUUUGUCAAUCUCUUGCCCCCAGAUGGCCGAAGCCCGGUAAACGGCGAGUGGCUCCUCCCUGAUGAUCUCAUGUGCAAGAGCACACAGCAACCCUACGACCAGACCGAUGGAUAUCCGAGGCUCAAUGCUACUGCCGAAGACUGGAUUGCCCUCCGGUAUCAGGAGAAUGGGCACGUUACUCUGCCUUGGAAUCAGCCUGGCAAGCCGGUAAAUCGCGGAACCGUCUAUGUCUACGGUACAACGGACCCUCAGCCUGACGACAAAUUCCUUUCGAUCCACGGCCAAUGGACCGCGGAUGGAAACGGGGGUGACAAGCGUGGUCGAUUGCUUGCCAUGCAGAAUUUUGAUGAUGGCCAGUGCUAUCAGGUGAAUAGUGGAGGUAUCUCUCAGCAACGCCAGAAGCAGUUCCCGCACACCACUGCUGCGGCUGGCGCCGACGUUUGGUGCCAAAACAACCUCCAAAUUCCCGCCGAUGUUCCCGAGGGCGAGCAUGCUUAUACCCUAUACUGGGUGUGGGACUGGCCCUGGCUAAAUCUGAAUAAGUCCGAGAUCUAUACCAGCUGCAUGGACCUUGAUAUCCUAUCAGCCAACGUGCAGAAGUCUGUCAACGAGCUCGAGAUUCAAGUGCAAGAUGUUGAUAACGGGGCCAUCUCCUACCUCGCCACCUCCACCUCCAUCCCAAACUCACAGUCAAGUAUCCCCGCCUAUACUGUCAGCACUUCGAUCAUGACGCCGCUGGUCGUGCCGUGGUAUGGCAACAAGAAUUCUAACGGGGUAGUCUCUGCGGCUCCUACCACUCAGAGCAGCAGUUCUGCGGAAAGCUCCACCCAAGCUGUGGAAAGCUCUUCCCAAGCUGCGCCGUCUUCGACUUCUGCUAUGACAACCCAAGCUUUCAUUUCAACUCCAUCGUCGACUUCAAUUGCCCUGCAGCAUGCGGCCGAGACGUCUCAGACCUCGCCAAGCUUCGUGACCGUAACGAAGUAUGCGACCUUCACGUCGUUGCCAUCACCAUCAGUUUCGGUUUCAAUCUCCGUCUCUACGUCUGUCUCCGUGUCCACCGUUACUGUCACCGAGACUAUCUCUCCAAUCCCAACUACCUCUCCCUCAAUUAUGAUUUCCCCCAACCUUGCUACGACCCCAGUCAAAACUACUACUGCGGCUAUUCAAGGAGCAGACAGCAAGCCCUCAGCCUCGACCACGAUUCAAGGAGCAGUUGGAAAGCGUAACCCAGGUGCGACUCCUAAAGCGGCACCACGAAUGAGAUUCCUAGUCAAGCCCAUUGAAGGGUUCUGGGGCUAGCCGAAUGCGUUCGUCUUUGCUCACACUGGAUUCUUAUAUUUGACAAUUUAUAUUCAAAGUCGACGACAUUGUGGGCGGCUGAUCUGCAUUGUAUAUCUUAGUCUGAAUGUUAAUCUUCGGUCU
Molecule: messenger RNA, 1625 nt
Organism: Xylona heveae TC161
Lineage: Eukaryota; Fungi; Ascomycota; Xylonomycetes; Xylonales; Xylonaceae
Exons: 1
Coding region: 18-1502 (494 amino acids)
Source: RefSeq, a predicted model, not a curated record